AUGAACGCACAAAUAACCUUCCUGGAUGGAACACUGAGUCUAAUCCACAUACCCCUCCCUCUCUACCCAACUUUUCUCCAACCCAUCCUCCAAAUCCUUCUCCCACCCAGCCAACCAUUACCAUCAGACAUCAACUCGUCAUCAACAGCCAUCCACCAUCACCACCAAGAUGAAACAACCUUCCUAAACAUCUCCAUCACUCCCCUCGAAUGUUCCAUCGUGUGCCCCUCCUCCUGGGCCCGCACUGUCUUCGAGCCCGCCAUCGCGCGCCUCCCCAAAGACCAAGCAAAGACUAUUUCGGUUUCCAAAGAUGCUUACGCCGUCUUCUCCGUCAUCAGCGCGGGCAUGGACGCCGGCUCGCGCGUCGUCGAUUUGACCUGCCCUUUAGCGCUGGCGGGGAUCCCGAUUUUCUUCAUCACGACGUAUUACUCGGAUUUCAUCCUGGUGCCGACGAAAGACCGAAAAGCGGUGGUGGAGACGUUGAGGGCCAAGGGCGGGUUCGUGUUUGUUGAGGAGGAAGGGGGCGAUGGAGAAAAUGGGUUUGAAGGGUAUGGGUACGGGUCGAGGAGGGGGUCGGUGACUAUGACGUCCGGGACGAUGAUGGGGUAUCAUCAUCAUGCCAGGGGAGGAUCAAGUGGAAGUGGAAGUGCCGGCGGGCUUGGUGGAAUGUUGACCCCGUUGACUAGUGUGCCGACUACGCCGCCGCCGUCGGAUGCGGGCGAGCUGCAGCUCAAAACGUUUGAGACGCUCAAGAGGCGGAAUGUGGUGCCGUUUGUGGAACCGGGACUGAGGCUGGUGCAUUGCUCAGGGAGGGAGAAGACGAGUAUCCAUGGCGGCGGAGGGGGCGAGGGCGGACGCGGGCAUGGACAUAGUAACUCGAUGACCGGCGGCGAGAACGGUGACACGAAUGGCAGCGGCGGUUAUCCAAGGAGGAGGAGAAACAGCUGGAUCGACACGGUCGACACCAAGCUGUACACGAGCAUCAUCUCGGCACUGGUGUCGCAGCCCCGGUUCCUGUCGGUGACCCUGGCGCAGGAUGACCCCCCUAGCUUGCUGCUGGACAAGGCGCUGGUGGAUCUGUUCGGCGACUCGCUCGUGGGACCGACGGAGGGCACGCUGGUGCCCAUCUUUCUCGACCUGGUCAACUUGCCGUUCGAGGCAACGGGCAUCGUUUCGGGGGUGGCCGGGCGGUUGGUCAAGGACAUGCCCAUGACCGAGAGCGCGGAGCUGUCAUAUUUGUCGACGGCGAGGGCCGGCGCGGUGAUCUUGUCUUGUGAGCAGGCUGUGACGGCUUUGGGAAUCUUGGAGCCGUUGCUGAAAAAGCAGGGGUGA
Messenger RNA from Sordaria macrospora k-hell, 1332 nucleotides. RefSeq lists its product as uncharacterized. The record is from RefSeq and is a predicted model, not a curated record. Lineage: Eukaryota; Fungi; Ascomycota; Sordariomycetes; Sordariales; Sordariaceae.